CUCAGAGCUGCAUGCUAAUAUUUCAGUGUGUCAGUGUGUGUGUGUGUGUGUGUACACACUGCAGUACAGAUUUCCUGCCACUUCAACUACGCUGUUCUGUAUAGUGUGUGUGUGUGUCAUAGUGUGACCUCAGGGUGCAGAUGAUGUGUGGAGAGUGUUGGUAGGGUCUGGCUCCUGUGGUGAUAGCUGAUAGAAAUGGAAGAAGAUCAAGUGCCAAAUAAGGAUUCCUCUCAAGCCACAGAUGUGACGAAGGUGCACCAUAAAUCUGAAACCAAGCGAUACAGUGAGAUUUUCAGAGAGUUUGAUAAUCUUGAGUUGUCUUUAAUUCCUUGUGCAGGGGAGGAGCUGCUGCCAGACACUGACUCACAGUCCAUCUCUGAAUCCAUCUCUUCAGAAAGUGCCGAGCUCACAGAGCAACACGAUGUGGCUAUACGUGCUGAGGUCAAUGAAGUGGAUGGAAACCAAACAGCCCAGGAAGCAGACCUGGCCCUCUGUCGGUGUGAUGACGGUGUGGAGACGGCACUGCAGUACACCAAGAUGUGGUGCCGCUACGCCAAAGAUCUUCUGGCGUGGAUGGAGAAGAGAAUAAGCUUGGAACAAGAAUUUGCAAAAAAUGUGAUGAAGACAGCUGACGGAGCAAAAGCCAAUGUGGGGCUGCAGGAAAUGAUGCCCCUGCAGUAUAUCUACACAAUGGCGCUAGAGCAAGACAUCAAGAACAGUCUGACCUCCAGAAAGACUUCAGAACUGAUACACAACCGCUGUUAUCAAGCCUUGGCUGCCAAGAAGAAUGAGAUCGACAAGUGGCGCAGAGAGUUUAAGGAGCAGUGGGCACGGGAACAAAGGAGGAUGAACGAUGCAGUGACAGCUUUAAAAAAGGCUCGUCAGCAAUACUACCAGCGCUGCGAUGAGCUGGAAAAGGCUAAAGCUAUCUCUGCUAAAGCUGUGGACGACACAGCUGGACUCAAAACAAUGGAUAAGAGGCGGAAGUCGAAGGAUGAAGCCCAGACUAAGGUGCAGGAGGCAGAGCUCCUGUACAAACAGUGUGUGAGUGACGCCAAGAUCCACCAGGAUGAGUUAGUGAAGGUCAAAGAGCGAAUUGUUUCCCACAUUCGCAAGCUCAUCUGUCAGGGAGACACUGUGCUCAAGGAGGCCACAGUCAACAUGUUUUACUUCCAGCGGCAGCAGACGGAGUCCGUUCCCCUCGGCUAUCACAGCCUGGAGUUGACGUGCAGGUCCCUGGAGCCUGGGGAGCCGUACCUGCUCUACAUCCUCAGCAAACGUCGCCCUGAACAACCUCACCAAGCCUUUACCUUCCAGGAGUAUGUUCCUCAGUGCAAAGGGAACAAACGAAAGACCAGCAACACUCUCAGCUCUGUGCAGGACUCCUCCCCCAUGACGGACGAUAGCCCUUUGAGACGACCCAUCGAUGGCAGGAGAACUGGGUACAGUGACAAUGACAGUUUUGGAGGCAGUCUGGAAUCUCUGUCCAGCCCUGCUCACACUAAUAGGAGGCUGCCUAAAACCGCAUCCACUUUGACAGUGUCAUCAGACGACAUGGAUGAACGGGAUACGUCAGAAUCAGAAUACAUUGACGUCCAGUCACUCAAAGCACGCACACCUUCACGAGCCGCACUGACACACCAACUCAGGAAGAUGAAGAGCAAGAUGGUCAAAUGCAAGCAGUGUGAAAACUACAUUGUCGUCAACGGGGUCGAGUGUGAGGAGUGCGGGCUGGCUUUGCACAGGAAGUGCUUGGAGGUGUGUCAGUUAGAGUGUGGGCAAAGGAAGGGCACUGUGUUCGGAGUGGACCUCUCUCUGCUGUCCCAGGAGAAGCCAGAUGAGGUGCCCUUUGUGGUGCUGCUCUGCACGUCGGAGAUUGAGAGUCGCGCUCUCUCAGUCCAGGGGGUGUAUCGUGUGAGUGGGUCCAAGCCUCGAAUUCAGAAGCUCUGUCAGGCCAUUGAGAUGCAAAAGGAGCAGGUGGACCUCUCUGACCUUUCACCACAUGACAUCACAUCCAUCCUUAAGCACUUCUUUAAGGAGCUCCCAGAACCCUUACUAACCUAUGACCUAUACAAUCAUUUCAUCGCGGUGGGAAAGACCAUUCAGCAUGUGAGUGAAAGGGAGUCGGCACCAGACACUAACGAGACAAUGGACAUCGUUCACAGCCUGCAAAAGCUGCUUCUGAAACUCCCUCCAUAUUGCUACAGCACCUUGCAGCACAUGAUGACUCACCUGCAAAAAGUUUCAGAGAACCACGAGAACAAGAUGUCCCCUAGCAAUUUGGGUAUUGUGUUUGGGCCAACACUGUUGCGCCCUCUUGUGUCGUCUGACAUGUCAAUGAUUGCCCUGCUGGAGACCAGUUACCAGGCUGUACUGGUUGAGUUCCUCAUUGCACACCAUGAUGAGGUUUUUGGCCCUCAGCGGAGACCCAGUACACCUCCUCCCCCGGUCCCCACUGCACCUCUUCCAGACACCCCUCCCAGAGCUUCCUGUACCCUGGAGGGGGAAGUUUACACUGGCCCUGAGCCUGAAACCUCCUCCAGAGAGCGGCCACACUCACUCGAAAGUCGAGCAAUCAAGAGAGAGUCAAGCGAGGGUUAUAUAUCUGACAAGUCGUCAUCCAAUGAGGCAGUGGACCAGCUCAGCCCUGAAGCCAAUGAGAGAGCAGUCCUGGCUAUGAGAGGGGCAUCAAGUGAUCCUCAGGGUGAGCCGGUGGAGGCACCAGACUCUGAUUUGGGGACUCAGCCACGCUAUCGCUUCACCAGACAGCCUGUGAAGUAUUACCGGCAUCAUAACCCAGGAACACGACUCUGCAACCCAGGACGUGGAGCCAAACAGCCUGCAGCCGCAGCCACGGGCCACCCAGGGAGUGCAUCCAGCAGCCGCAGCUCCUCUCCAGAGCCAGGGACACAGAGACUAUCCCAAAACUUUGACAUCCACCCUGAGAAGGCCCACCAGCUGCAGCAGGCUACUGUUACUGCAGAGAAUAAAGUGGAUGCCCCACUGAGCCCCCGUGAGGUAGUGCAGUACAUGCUGGGGCUAGACUCACUGUUUACAUCAACUGCAUCUGAGGUGUCGUCAGCCAGUACAACACAGGAGUCCUCUCAGGAGGUGACGUCUGUGUGUCAAGCAGAUCAGGACAUAAAUCUGUCCAGUAACAGACAGAGUGCUGGACAGAGACAGGCUCUGUGUCAGUCACCAAAAACACUUCCUCUUGAGCUCAACCUGACUUCACCAGCACAGAAGAUCCUGUCUGGUCUGAAGUUGAGACGCAGCCACUCAGGGAAGGACGAGCAGCUCUUUGUCUGAGGACAGAUAGACAUCUUCAGACAGUUCAUUGGAAUAUUAACACAUACCGGAGGACAUGAAAUCAUUGAAGGAAUACUUCACCCCACAAAUGAUCACUUGUACGUCAGUAGCUUAUCCCGUGUUACACUGAAUUCACUAAGAAGCCAAAAACCGAGAAAAUUCUUGAUGAAUUGAAGUCAAAGGGGUCCGUGUUUAAAACUAUAUCAAAACAUCUUGUUAACAAACAGUCACACAACUCAUGCAGUAUAUUCCAAAUCUCAUUUAUUCAGCUGUAUGCUCAGUACUUCCAAAAUAGACAGCCCCGUCUGACAGGUAGCUGAGCUAGAAGUGAAAUUUCUCUAUGCUUUCUUCAAAGCCAGACACCAUUGACAAAAACAGUAAUUUUAACUCACUGACCAGCAGCGCUGCUGGUCCUUCCCUGCCUUGAUCACUUUGAUUGUUUGUAUUAUUGUGUGACUUUGGUGGAUGAGAACUAACCAUUUAAAAACACCAAAGACACAUAUUAACACAAACAAAAUGCUCCAUUGACAAAAACGGUAAUUUUACCUCACUAAACAUGGGAGCUGCUUCACCGUCACAGCCUUGAUCAUUUUGUUUCUUUGUGUUAUUAUUUGACUCUGGUGUUAGUUAGUUUGGAUUCACCAAAGUCACAAUAAACACAAGCUACUGAUCGAGGCAGUGACGAACCAACAGCUCCUAUGCUCAGCGAAAUAAAAUCACUGUUUUUGUCAACGGAGUCUGGCUUUGCAGAGAGCAUAGCUGAGUUUUACUUUUAGUUCAGUUCAAAGUUUUAAGCAUAUGACUGGAUAAAUGAGACUUGGAAUACACUGCACGACUUUUUCUGAGAAUUGAAACAGCUUUUUUGAUGUAGUUUUGCUGUUGUGAAACGCAGACUCUUUUAACUCAAAUGAAUCAAGAAUUUUCUCCGGGGUGAGUAAUUGACAUAUGAAGGAUCACUGGGGGGAAGUAUACAUUUGAUAUCUCCUUUCUUGUGCGUAACUGUAACUAAGAUUCAUGCAAUCUAUUAAUUAAGAUACUCGCAUAUUUUACACACACACGCACACACAUCUCACUUGUAACUCAAAUUCUAACCGUUUUAAAAAAGUAACUUAUAUUAAAAAUUCCCGAAAAAUUACUCAAACUCACAUUCACGUUCAUUCUCUAAGGACACACAGUUGAAUAGUUCAGGCCUGACUUACACAGCCUCACUACUAAUCCUCUUUUAAGAUUUUGAUCUGUUGACCAUCCAGCUGUCAAACACCCAACAACAGUUUAAUUAUUUAUACAUUUUUUAAUAUUCUAGUGUAUUUGAAUGUAACAAACAGGCUGUUUGAGACAUCAGGUAAAGCAAACUAGCACAUCAAGUAUCAACUUUUGACCUGAACAAACUAUAUAAUGACAGCAAAAUACAAAUGCCAUCAAGUGUUGUGUCUUUAGGUAAUUUUGUUAUCUAGUUGUUGUAUUUUUCUGUUUAAUAGGCUCCAGAUGGGAUUUUUGUGGCAUACAAUAAGUCAUGCCUGCACUGGUGUCGAAAUGAAGUUAUCUGAAAAUCUUACACGUUAUAAUAGUUUCAUGCACCUUUCCUUUUAUGACACAAGGGGGCGGUCUUCUCCCAGUGUGUGUGUGUGUGUGUGUGUGUGUGUGUGUGUGUGUGUGUGUGUGUGUGUGUGUGUGUGUGUGUGUGUGUGUGCGCGCGUGUGUUGGGGGGGGCGCUGCCAGACACAAUAGUAGAAAGGCAAUAAACCACUUAUUACUUAUUA
Molecule: messenger RNA, 5069 nt
Organism: Plectropomus leopardus (leopard coralgrouper)
Lineage: Eukaryota; Metazoa; Chordata; Actinopteri; Perciformes; Serranidae
Gene: gmip
Product: GEM interacting protein
Biological process (GO): activation of GTPase activity; signal transduction; negative regulation of GTPase activity
Cellular component (GO): plasma membrane
Molecular function (GO): GTPase activator activity
Source: RefSeq, a predicted model, not a curated record